Messenger RNA from Etheostoma cragini (Arkansas darter), 1134 nucleotides. RefSeq names its product myelin-associated glycoprotein-like. NCBI's taxonomy places the organism in Eukaryota, Metazoa, Chordata, Actinopteri, Perciformes, Percidae. Bases 207 to 1109 code for a protein of 300 amino acids. The transcript is spliced from 8 exons. The record is from RefSeq and is a predicted model, not a curated record.
GACUUCUACACCAUGAACUCAACUGUCACUGCCUCCACACAAAAAACAGAACGGGACUCACUUUUUAGUUUUGAUUGCAGUGCUUUGUGUUGCCUCUACAGUUCAGGUCUUCAUUGAACUGAAUUCCAGGCCAACAGAUACAAACAGCUGAAAUCCGCCAGAUAGCAGCAAAAUCAGCUCAGAGAAAUAAGGACAAAGAGAGCAAGAUGAGAAUGUUCUGUCUGUUGCUGGCAGCUGUUAUCAGCCCUGUGUUUACUGAAGAUUGGAGGGCCAAUGUUGUACAAAACCUUGAUGCCCUGGUCACAUCCUGUGUUGUGGUACCCUGUUCAUUCAGCCAUCCUAAAGAGAACCUGCCCUCCUCCAGACUCAGAGGGAUCUGGCAUUUUUCAACUGACAAAAGCAAACGCAUCUAUUACCAGGAUAUCACACAGGUCUUGGAAAACUUCAGGGGCCGCACAAGGUUGUUGGGACAUCUGGGUCAGGACAACUGCACUUUAGAAAUUACUGACGUUAAAGAUCAUGACAACGGCCCUUUCUGUUUCCGGAUCGAACUAGCACGAACGGAGACUGAUACAUCCACCGUUGACAAGUUCUCCUUUGUGGAGAGUUGUGUCACCCUCAGAAUGCUCCCUGAUCCUCCGAAACCUACACUGAGUCACCCAAAGACGGCCAUUCAAGAUCGUCCCUACAUUAUCUCCUGUUCAGUCCGCCAUACCUGCCCCUCCCAUGUGCCUAAACUCACAUGGAGUAGAGGCACAGCAGAUGAGAUAACAGAGGUCUACAAGGACACUGGUUUUGGCUACUGGGAGGCCCAGUCCAUCCUGACCAUCGUUCCUGAUGAGAAGGAUGAUCACAGUGAGGUCACCUGUACAGCACAAUUUAAUGGACAGAAGACAUCAUCUACAUCAUUGACACUCAAUGUAAAACGUACAGAAAACUACAACCACAUCAUCAUUCCCGCAGUGGCAGCGUUUGGUACAGCUGUGAUCUCUGCAGUCUUCUGCAUUUUCAUGGUGAAAAGAUACAAGACACGCAUAGCAGAGCUCCAAAAUCAAGAAGGCAGUGUGUGGAACCGCCUCUCCAGACUGUCUCGCAGGAGGAGAACCUAACAGCGAGAAUUGGAAAAAGGAACUC